Coffea arabica (coffee) is the source of this 3777-nucleotide messenger RNA. Its product is annotated as plasma membrane ATPase 1. Gene Ontology annotation, cellular component: membrane. Gene Ontology annotation, molecular function: ATP hydrolysis activity; ATP binding; P-type proton-exporting transporter activity. NCBI's taxonomy places the organism in Eukaryota, Viridiplantae, Streptophyta, Magnoliopsida, Gentianales, Rubiaceae. The record is from RefSeq and is a predicted model, not a curated record. Gene Ontology annotation, biological process: proton export across plasma membrane.
UCUUCCUCUCCGGAAGGAGAGCCGCCGCAGAGGAGAUAGGAAAUAUAGAAAUAGCAUAGGACUAGCACUACGGAAGCUUAGCUUUUGAUUUCUCUUUGGAGAGCUUUUCGUCUUGUAGCUUAGCCGCAGUUGUUGACUUUUCUUCUUAGUCUUUGUUAGUUAGCUUUUUCUUACGCAGGGAAGAUUGCUGAGGAGCUUAGCUUAUGUCUUUGAUUCUGCCUAUUCAAUUUCUCUUCUCCGAAUGUCGGGCAAAAGCGAACACACUCAGUGGACUCUUGUAGCUUUCUUUCUUUAUUGAAUAGACGAAUUGAAUUCGCCCAGCUUCCCAAUUGAUGGCCGCAGCUUUUGCAACAAUUUCUGGCGGAUUUAGUUCAUCAAUUAUGAACUAAUUUUCUUUCUCUAGUCAAGGGAUAAUGGAUGCUUUGGAUUGCCUAAAACUUCAUUGCUAUUGGACGAGAAGGUGGUGUGGCACCCCUGAUAGCAUUUGCACGAUCUGAUGCUGAGAAUCUUUACAAGAAGCUGGUGAUUGGGAUUUGAAAGAAGGAAAUAGAUGAUGUAUGAGAAGUCAGUUGCCCUUGAUGCAGUCAUCAAGGAAGCUGUUGAUCUUGAAAACAUUCCCCUUGAAGAGGUAUUUGAUAAUCUGAAGUGUACUAGGAAAGGUUUGAGCUCAGAUGCAGUUAAAGAACGAUUGGAUUUGUUUGGUUUCAAUAAACUUGAGGAGAAGAAGGAAAGUAAAGCAUUGAAAUUCUUGGGCUUUAUGUGGAAUCCUCUGUCUUGGGUCAUGGAGGCCGCUGCUAUCAUGUCCAUUGCUCUUGCAAAUGGAGGGGGCAAGGGUCCAGAUAUUCAAGACUUUGUUGGUAUCUUGCUUUUGCUCAUUAUCAACUCAACCAUCAGUUUUAUUGAGGAAAAUAAUGCUGGAAAUGCUGCUGCCGCUCUCAUGGCGCGGUUGGCUCCAAAAGCAAAGGUCUUGCGUGAUGGUAAAUGGAGUGAAGAAGAUGCUUCAGUGCUGGUUCCAGGUGAUAUCAUUAGUAUCAAACUUGGUGACAUUGUCCCAGCUGAUGCACGUCUUCUAGAAGGGGAUCCACUAAAAAUAGAUCAGUCUGCACUUACUGGAGAAUCCCUUCCAGUAACCAAGAAUCCUGGUGAUGGGGUUUAUUCAGGCUCAACAUGUAAGCAAGGUGAGAUUGACGCAGUCGUAAUAGCUACUGGAGUUCAUACUUUCUUUGGCAAAGCAGCUCAUCUUGUGGAAAAUACCACACAUGUUGGGCAUUUCCAGAAGGUUUUAACAGCAAUUGGAAACUUCUGCAUUUGCUCCAUUGCUGUUGGAAUGCUUAUUGAAAUCAUUGUCAUAUAUGCAAUUCAAGAGAGAUCAUACCGAACUGGUAUUGAUAACCUUCUUGUACUUCUCAUUGGUGGUAUUCCAAUUGCAAUGCCCACUGUACUUUCUGUUACCAUGGCAAUAGGAUCACAUCGAUUGUCUCAACAGGGUGCAAUAACAAAAAGGAUGACGGCAAUUGAGGAAAUGGCUGGGAUGGAUGUCUUAUGCAGUGAUAAGACAGGCACACUUACACUUAACAAGUUGACAGUGGACAAAAAUAUGAUUGAGGUUUUCGCUAAAGGUGUUGACAAGGAUGCAGUUGUACUAAUGGCUGCAAGAGCAUCAAGGAUAGAGAAUCAAGAUGCUAUUGAUACAGCAAUUGUUUCGAUGCUAUCGGAUCCUAAGGAGGCACGAGCUGGAAUCAAAGAAGUUCACUUUCUCCCGUUUAAUCCAACUGACAAAAGAACAGCUCUGACAUACGUAGAUAAAGCUGGGAAAAUGCAUAGAGUAAGCAAAGGUGCACCAGAGCAGAUUCUCAAUCUAGCAUAUAACAAGUCAGUGAUUGAGAAAAAGGUACAUUCCAUCAUUGACAAAUUUGCAGAUCGUGGUCUUCGUUCUCUUGGAGUUGCUUAUCAGGAAGUGCCUUCAGGCAACAAAGAUGGUCCUGGUGGCCCCUGGGAAUUCAUUGGCCUUCUCCCGCUUUUUGAUCCACCCCGACAUGAUAGUGCAGAAACAAUUAGAAGAGCGCUUGACCUGGGAGUCAGUGUGAAAAUGAUAACUGGUGACCAGUUGGCAAUAGCUAAGGAAACAGGAAGACGACUUGGAAUGGGCACAAAUAUGUAUCCUUCUUCAUCUUUGCUUGGAGGCAGCAAAGAUGAAGCAGUUGCAGCACUACCAAUAGAUGAACUUAUUGAGAAAGCUGAUGGUUUUGCUGGAGUCUUUCCUGGUAAAUCUUGCAGUCUAAAACUCAAAUUCCUUCAAAGUCCAUAUAUGAUGUGUUACCAUAAAAGCCUUGAUCACAAUUGUGGCUUUAUGCGUCCUUUUGUAGAACAUAAAUAUGAGAUUGUAAAAAGACUACAAGCACGAAAGCACAUUUGUGGAAUGACUGGAGAUGGAGUAAAUGAUGCACCUGCACUAAAGAUAGCUGACAUAGGUAUUGCAGUAGCAGAUUCAACUGAUGCUGCUCGAAGUGCCUCUGACAUUGUUCUGACAGAACCUGGCUUAAGUGUGAUCAUCAGUGCUGUCCUAACAAGCCGUGCAAUUUUCCAAAGAAUGAAAAACUAUACGAUAUAUGCUGUGUCUAUCACUAUUCGUAUUGUGUUAGGAUUCAUGUUGCUGACAUGUAUUUGGAAAUUUGAUUUCCCUCCUUUCAUGGUUCUUGUCAUUGCCAUCCUGAAUGACGGUACAAUCAUGACAAUUUCCAAAGACAGGGUUAAACCUUCCCCAGUUCCAGACAGUUGGAAGCUUAGUGAAAUUUUUGCCACAGGGGUUGCUCUUGGUGCUUACAUGGCCGUGACUACUGUUAUAUUCUUUUAUGUGGCAUAUGAAACUAGCUUCUUUAAGAAUGUUUUUAACGUAAGGAAUUUCAACAAGCACGAAUUCGAUAUGUCAAACGAUGAGGUAGCUAAGCGCCUCAAUCAAAUGGUGGCAUCAGCAGUUUAUCUCCAAGUUAGCACCAUCAGCCAGGCCCUAAUUUUUGUGACUCGCUCGACGAGUUGGUCAUUCAAAGAGAGACCUGGUUUCCUCCUAGUGACAGCCUUUGUUAUUGCACAGCUGAUUGCAACUGUAAUAUCUGCCACUGCAACCUGGGGUUUUGCUGGAAUCAGAAGCAUUGGCUGGGGUUGGACCGGUGUCAUCUGGUUAUACAAUAUCAUCACCUACAUGCUUCUUGAUCCCCUUAAGUUCUUGGUUAGAUAUUCACUCAGUGGAAAAGCCUGGGGUCUGGUGGUGGAAAAAAGGACUGCAUUCUCCACCCAAAAGAACUUUGGAAAGGAAGCCCGUGAGGCUGCUUGGGCCACGGAGCAACGGACACUGCAUGGCCUCCAUGCUCCUGAGCCAGUGAAGCUAAUAGAUCGCAAUAGCACAUUCCAGGAGAUGAAUAACGUGGCUGAAGAAGCCAGAAGGCGUGCAGAGAUUGCAAGGUUGAGAGAGCUUCACACCCUUAAGGGCAAGGUGGAGUCUUUUGUCAAGCUGAAGGGAAUAGAAAUUGAUGCCAUUAACCAGAACUACACUCUUUGAUCUGCAUUUCUACUAUUAAUCCUUUAUUGUUUCUAAUUCUGUAAUUUUUAUUAGUUCUAAGAAACCACGGGCUCCUGCAGAAAAGGUAGAGCAAAGGCGUGAUUCUUACAAUAGCAUUAACCACUGAUUUUUGCCUAACUUGCUGAUGGCGCAUCAGCUAGCGAUGACCAAUUAAUCACGCCUACCAAACGAUUUCUGAAUAUGCAAAGGUGUUUUGAACU